This is a messenger RNA of Melanotaenia boesemani (Boeseman's rainbowfish), 1845 nucleotides long. It is a transcript of the gene kpna2, whose product is annotated as karyopherin alpha 2 (RAG cohort 1, importin alpha 1). Gene Ontology annotation, molecular function: nuclear import signal receptor activity; protein binding. Lineage: Eukaryota; Metazoa; Chordata; Actinopteri; Atheriniformes; Melanotaeniidae. Gene Ontology annotation, cellular component: nucleus; cytoplasm. The transcript is spliced from 11 exons. The record is from RefSeq and is a predicted model, not a curated record. The coding region runs from base 154 to 1725 and encodes 523 amino acids. Gene Ontology annotation, biological process: NLS-bearing protein import into nucleus.
GACUGGAUGCUUUUGCUCGAACGACCCAAUCAGGAGACACUACUGGAGGAAUUUAAAGGUCUGUGCGGCUUUUUCUCAGUAUUACAACUCCUGCUCCUAACCUAAGAAUUACACCACAUUUUCAUUGCUGCUUCACCACUCCGCUUCACGAAAAUGUCCGAGAACGUCGUACGUCUUAACAAAUUUAAGAACAAAGGCAAAGAUGCAAACGAGCUUCGACGCAGGAGGGUGGAGGUGAAUGUCGAGCUCCGAAAAGCCAGAAAAGAUGACCAGAUAUUCAAAAGAAGAAAUGUGGCCACAGAGCCGGAAGAGGCGACUUCUCCUCUCCAAGAAAGAACCCAAAACUCUCAGGUUUUAAGACCAUGGACAGUUGAGGAGAUCGUCACAGGAGUAAACAGUACAAGUUCUGAGUCCCAGCUUCAGGCCACACAGGCUGCACGGAAACUGCUGUCUCGUGACAAACAUCCUCCCAUUGACCAGAUGAUCAGCGCUGGUCUGAUCCCUAAAUUUGUCGCCUUCCUGGGAUCGACAGACUGCCCUCCCAUCCAGUUUGAGGCGUCCUGGGCUCUGACUAACAUCGCCUCUGGGACGUCCAAUCAGACAGCUGCUGUCGUGGAGGGUGGGGCCAUUCCAGCCUUUAUUAGCCUGGUCACCUCCCCCCACCAGCACAUCAGGGAACAAGCAGUCUGGGCUCUUGGAAACAUUGCUGGCGAUGGAUCAGCCCUAAGAGACAGGGUCAUCAAGCAUGGAGCUGUGGCCCCUCUGCUCAGUCUGCUGGCAGGCCCUGAUCUGAAUGUGUUUAGUCCUGGCUAUCUCAGAAAUGUGACAUGGACUCUGUCAAACCUGUGCCGCAACAAGAACCCUUCCCCUCCUCUGGUGGCAAUCCAUCAGAUCUUACCUACACUCAUCCGUCUCCUACACCAUGAUGAUCUGGAGGUGUUGGCUGAUGCAUGCUGGGCCGUUUCAUACCUGACAGACGGUUCCAACGACCGCAUUGAUAUUGUGGUCCAGACUGGUUUGGUUUCCCGUCUUGUCAAGCUGCUUGGCUUUGACCAACUGCCUGUAGUUACUCCAGCGUUGCGUGCCAUCGGCAACAUUGUGACCGGUACAGAUGAGCAGACUCAGGCUGUGCUGGAUGCUGGAGCCCUGUCCAUGUUCCACCGACUACUGCGCCACAAAAAGGCCAACAUUCAGAAGGAGGCAGCCUGGACUCUGUCCAACAUCACAGCAGGGAAAGACACUCAGAUCCAGGAGGUCAUCAACGCAGGCCUCGUCCCGUACAUGGUCGAGAUGCUGGUGAAGGGUGACUACAAAACUCAGAAGGAGGCUGUGUGGGCAGUUACAAACUUUACCAGUGGGGGCACGGUUCAGCAGGUGGUUUACCUCGUACAGGCCAACGUGCUGGAGCCUCUUCUGAAUCUGCUCUCCUCCAAGGACAGCAAAACUGUCCUCGUAAUCCUGGACGCAAUCAGCAACAUCUUCAUGGCUGGGGAUAAAAUCGGGGAGUCGGAUAAGCUGAGUCUAAUGAUCGAAGAAUGUGGAGGUCUAGACAAGAUCGAGUCGCUGCAGACUCACGAGAAUGAGAUGAUCUACAAAGCUGCCCUCAACCUGAUUGAAAAGUAUUUUUCAGAUGAGGAGGAGGUGGUGGAGUGUGUGGCCCCCGAAGCCACCGAUGAUGGUUACGCCUUCCAGAUCAGUGAAAACCAGAGCACUUUCAACUUCUAGACGACUGUCUUGUUCUUCUUUACCUUCAUUGAGUUUGUCCUUUUGUUCGUGUGGUUUUGUAUGUAUUGUACAAACUUUUAACAUUCAAGAAAUGUUUGUAAAUAAAGUUGUUGUAUCAUU